Echinostoma caproni is the source of this 918-nucleotide messenger RNA. NCBI's taxonomy places the organism in Eukaryota, Metazoa, Platyhelminthes, Trematoda, Plagiorchiida, Echinostomatidae. The record is from the annotation of a GenBank genome assembly.
AUGACAGAACUCGACUUUCUAUCACCCGAAGUUGAAAAUGAAACUGAUGUUGUGGGUGAGGACUUCGAACCACCCGAUAGAGAAACAUCAGUCCCUCCGACGCGAAAGUAUGACGGUAUAUGUUCCAACCCGAUUCCCAACUAUGGUCUUGGAUACGCGAAUGGAGAGGGAAAGGAGACAGUUGAAAUUUGUCAGAAGACCGUCAAUCCUCACAAUCGUGUGAGCUCAGAGAAUUUCAACAUCCAACGCGUCAUUGGCAAAGGAGGUUAUGGGAAGGUUUUUCUUGUGCAAAAGGUGGAUGGGGCUGACAAGGGAAAAUUAUAUGCGAUGAAAGUAUUGAAGAAAGCUCGUUUGCAUCCAUUCUUGGUUCGCCUGCAUUAUGCCUUCCAAAACCAUUCAAACCUGUAUAUUGUUUUGGAAUAUUGUCCAGGAGGCGAGUUAUUCAACUACUUGGAGAGAGAAGGUGCUCUCUUGGAGAACGCUGCAUGGGCACCGGAAAUCAUCAAAUAUGAGGGGCAUGGCAAAGCCGUUGAUUGGUGGAGUCUUGGUACCCUUCUCUUUGAUAUGUUGUCCGGUGGAAUUCUCACUGCUCCUCUAAAAUUCCCUCCAUCAUUCUCACCAGAAGUGACUAGUUUAAUCAAAGGCUUACUGAAACGAGAUCCAAAAGAGCGCCUGGGAAGCAAAGAAGAUGUUGAAGAAAUAAAACGUCAUCGGUUCUUUCGUCGGCACGAAAUCAAUUGGUCCGACGUGUUAAAUCGUCGCCUCAAGCCCCCUUUCAAACCACAUUUAUUGGCUGACAAUGAUACAUCUAUGUUCGAUCCCUCAUUCACUCGUCUACAACCCGUGGUCAGUCCACCGGAUGGUGGUCGCUCUAUUCCCACAGAUAUGUUUCAAAAAGCGGCUGUCGUCAGCUGUUAA